AAGUCAUUUUUGCUGAUUUAUUUAUAAUAAAAAACCUAAAAAAAAGCCUGCUGAACUCAGUCCAUACUUAAAAGGAAAAGCAGGAAGUCUCAUAUUACUUGCUCAGUCUUACUCUAUAAUCAUUCUUACUGUCAGCAUAGACUGAGGCGGCAAGCUUUGGAGUGUCAAGCAAGUAAAAGAUUUGUUAAACAGCUUUGUAUACAUAAAGACAUUUAUAAUAUAUCACGCAUUAAUAUCUCCGCUUGUGCUCCUCCAUACAUACUAAAUACCAAACAACAGUCUAAGAAUCCAUGGCUAUAGAGAGAAUGCUCCCGUGUUCAGUUCUGCCACUGAUAUCUGCCAACCUCCCUAUUUAAACUAUGCCCUUGUUCUCUGUCUUGUUUUUCUUUUUCCACCAUCCUCCCCUCCUCCUCCACUACACCGUCCUCCUCCAAUAUGCUGCUCUGCCUCUGCAAUGGUCUCCCUCUGGGGGUUCUAAAUAAAGCCAUUGGGAAUAAUCUCUUCCUGCUAGGAAUGUGACACUGAUGCCUGUCAAGAUCUGAGGAAGCGUUUGACACCUGCGGAAAUCAUACAAAGCUCACUCCCUACAAGGUGAUUUCAACAGAGGAGCUCCAAUAAGAUGGAAGACAACAUUGACUAUUAUAAUGACAGCUAUGGUUAUGAUCCAAGUGAAUACGUAUAUCAAUGUGAUAAUACUGAUAUCCGAACAUUGCGUUCCAAUAUGGUUUAUGUAUAUUCUGUCAUCUGUGUGCUGGGCAUUUUGGGCAAUGUACUGGUUAUUGUCACAUAUGCAUUUUAUAAGAAGCUAAAAUCCAUGACAGACAUCUAUCUUCUAAAUGUGGCCAUAGCAGACAUACUGUUUGUUCUUUCAAUUCCUCUUUUGGUAGUAAACGAACAGUAUGAAUGGAUUCUGGGAGAUUUAUCAUGCAAGUUACUGAAAGGCAUCUACAGUGUGAAUUUGUACAGCGGUAUGCUGCUGCUUGCUUGCAUCAGCACAGACCGCUACAUUGCUAUUGUUCAGGCAAGAAGGUCUUUCAAACUUCGAUCGACAGCUCUGGUCUAUAGCCACGUAAUCUGCCUGGUUGUCUGGCUUGUUGCAAUUGGUAUGUCCCUUCCCACUUUCAUAGUCUAUAAAACGUUUGAACAUCAAAACAUUACUGUCUGUGAAACUAAUUUCCCUGAUCAUCAGACUGCUGUUAUAUUAAAAACAUUGAUGCCAAGUGCACAGCUCAGCAUUGGAUUCUUCCUUCCUUUGCUGAUUAUGAUCUUCACUUACGCAAGCAUCAUUUAUACCCUCCUGCGAGCUAAAAACUUCCAGAGACACAAGGCUGUGCGUGUUGUCAUGGCAGUGGUAGUGGUUUUCAUUGUGUGUCAUCUGCCUUAUAACAUCAUUCUCUUGAUGGACACUGUAAAUAAGUUCAGGACAGACCUAGAUUGCAAUGAGGAAAAAAUGAAAACCAAGGCCCUUAUCCAUACAGAGUGCUUGGCUUAUUUACACUGCUGUCUAAAUCCUAUUCUGUAUGCCUUCAUUGGAGUGAAAUUUAGAAAUCAUUUCCUUAAGAUUUUCCAGGACUUGUGGUGCCUGAGUAAGAAAUACAUAUCUGGUAGACGUACUUCCAGGUUCACAUCUGAGGGCUUUACCUCAAGGAAAACCAGUGAGGUGUUUGAGACUGAUAAUCCAUCAUCCUUCACAAUGUAAUAUGAUAUGUUAUGAGUAGUGGACUGUGAUGACCACAAAUAAUUAUCUAAACCUACACACAAAUCUAGCCCAAAUUAGAUUUUGAGGGCUGCUUUGAACUGUGCUAUUGAUUAGUUCACAGAACUACUAAAGAUAUUCAUGCAACUUGAAUUGUACAAAAAGUGAAAUACUUUGUAAAUAGGGGUAAACAGAUAUUUCAAGAUCUUGACAACAAAUGUUCUAAAUCAAAAUAUACAACAUGCUGAGAAUGAUAUUUUGGCAAUAAACAGUGUUGUUUCAUAAUGAUGUUCAUAGGACCAAUCCACCUUAUCAUGUUGAAUGCUCCCAACUGAAAUACAGAUAUCAAAACAACGUACUACUGUAAUUGUCAGUCGACUGGAGAGGGCAGGGGUCAAAAUGUAAGCCUAAACUGCAUUUCUGAAUGCUCUGGAAUGUUUGUUUUUUCUUCUUUUUGUUAGUUUGUUACAUUUUUGUAAAGUAACUGAUGGGUAUUGACUGUAUUGACUAAACUAUAUCAAGAUGUAAAUGGAUUUCCCAGUUUUUCUCCUACUUUAUAAACUCUACAGUUUAUGUGGAUUACCACAAUAAAAUGAUGAGCUAUUAAGCUCCUGUUAGUGGCAUGUUAUUUUUUUAUUUAAUUAUUAUUUUUU
Messenger RNA from Polyodon spathula (Mississippi paddlefish), 2349 nucleotides. It is a transcript of the gene ccr6a, whose product is annotated as chemokine (C-C motif) receptor 6a. NCBI's taxonomy places the organism in Eukaryota, Metazoa, Chordata, Actinopteri, Acipenseriformes, Polyodontidae. Gene Ontology annotation, molecular function: C-C chemokine receptor activity. Gene Ontology annotation, biological process: G protein-coupled receptor signaling pathway; immune response; chemotaxis. The transcript is spliced from 4 exons. Bases 620 to 1699 code for a protein of 359 amino acids. The record is from RefSeq and is a predicted model, not a curated record. Gene Ontology annotation, cellular component: membrane.